This is a messenger RNA of Hipposideros armiger (great roundleaf bat), 3358 nucleotides long. RefSeq names its product armadillo repeat containing 3 (gene ARMC3). The record is from RefSeq and is a predicted model, not a curated record. The transcript has 16 exons. Gene Ontology annotation, molecular function: protein binding. NCBI's taxonomy places the organism in Eukaryota, Metazoa, Chordata, Mammalia, Chiroptera, Hipposideridae. The annotation marks the transcript as partial.
UUUGAUCCAUUAACAAUUGAAAGCAAAAAAGCAGCAACUGUGGUGUUAAUGCUUAAUUCUCCAGAAGAAGAAAUUUUAGCCAAAGCAUGUGAAGCCAUUUAUAGAUUUGCUUUAAAAGGUGAGGAAAAUAAAGCAACCCUCCUUGAACUGGGAGCUGUGGAACCAUUAACUAAGCUGCUCACCCAUGAAGACAAAAUUGUAAAAAGAAAUGCUACUAUGAUAUUUGGAAUCCUGUCUUCUAAUAGUGAUGUUAAAAAGCUGUUAAGAGAGUUAGAUGUCAUGAAUUCUGUCAUUGCUCUGCUCGCUCCAGAAGAAGAAGUAGUUAUCCAUGAGUUUGCUAGUCUUUGCCUAGCAAACAUGUCUGCGGAGUACACCAGCAAAGUGCAAAUAUUUGAACAUGGUGGAUUAGAGCCUCUCGUCAGACUGCUGAGCAGCCCAGACCCUGAUGUGAAGAAGAAUUCUAUUGAGUGCAUUUACAACUUGGUCCAGAUGAAGAGUGCUGAAAACAGAAAACUUUUUCACGAACAAGAAGUUGAAAAGUGCCUUGUAGCCCUUCUAGGUUCUGAAAACGAUGGAACGAAAAUUGCUGCUUCGCAAGCUAUUUCGGCCAUGUGUGAGAAUUCAGGCAGCAAAGAAUUUUUCAAUCAUCAGGGGAUUCCACAGUUAAUUCAGUUGCUAAAAAGUGACAAUGAAGAGGUAAGGGAAGCUGCCACCCUGGCCCUGGCCAAUCUGACCACCUGCAAUCCUGUGAAUGCCAAUGCUGCUGCCGAGGCUGAUGGCAUUGAUCCAUUGAUAAACAUCCUGUCCAGUAAACGAGAUGGAGCCAUUGCCAGCGCUGCCACGGUAUUAACAAACAUGGCGAUGCAGGAGGCACUGCGUGUAAACAUUCAGAAUCAUGACAUCAUGCGCGCCCUCAUCAACCCACUGCGUUCUGCCAACACUGUGGUGCAGAGCAAAGCUGCCCUCACCAUCGCUGCAACCGCGUGUGAUGUUGAGGCCAGGACAGAGUUAAGAAAUGCAGGUGGAUUGGAGCCCCUCGUGGAGCUUCUGCGCUCAAAGAAUGAUGAAGUCAGAAGGCACGCCAGCUGGGCUGUAAUGGUCUGUGCCAGUGAUGAGCUGAUGGCCACUGAAUUAUGCAGCUUUGGGGCUUUAGAUAUCCUUGAAGAAGUUAAUCUAUCAGUAAGUCGAAAAAAUAAAUUCAGUGAAGCAGCUUAUAACAAAUUGCUCAAUAACCACCUGCCUCUGAAAUACAGCCAGACUGGCCAUUUGUCAUCAAGUAACAUAAUUAGUGAUGGAUUCUAUGAUUACGGUCGGAUAAAUCCUGGCGCCAAACUUUUGCCUUUGAAGGAUCUCUGCUUACAAGAACCAAGUGGUCUACGUGCUGUAAUCUUAGUUAACAGUAAAUCUUCGGAUGUUUCUCCACCUCCAUCUACGGAAGAUAAAUCCUCAGACAUUGGUUAUGGACGAACUGUUUCUUCUUCAUCUUCUUUAAGAAGAGCAAGUAAAGAAAAGGCCAGAAAAAGUAGUUAUCAUUUUAGUGCUGGAUUUGGAUCUCCCACAGAAGAGAAAUCAGAACCUAGUUCUGGACGAAAUACUGCUCUUAGCAGGAGUGCCACUAAAGAAAAGGGAUUAAGGAAAGUCAGAGGAAAAAAAGAAGAGGAAAAAGUGAAGGAGGAGGAAGAUGUUACCACAGUAGCAAAAGGCAUUGGAGAAGGAAGCCCUGAUAAAGAAUGGUUCCCUCCCUCUGAUCCUGACUUCUCUGUUUAUGUGUAUGAAGUGACCAGAUCAGUACUUCCCAUAACCAAUAUAAAGGAACAGAUUGAAGCUCUCGCAGAGUAUGUGGCAGAAAAAAUGGGAGGUAAAAUUCCAAAAGAGAAACUACAGGAUUUCAGCUGGGAACUUCAUAUAAGUGAACUCAAAUUUCAACUUAAAUCCAAUGUUGUACCAAUUGGACAGAUCAAAAAAGGAAUCUUCUACCAUCGAGCCUUGCUUUUCAAGGCUCUGGCUGAUAAAAUUGGCAUUGGCUGCUCUCUGGUUCGAGGGGAGUAUGGCAGAGCUUGGAAUGAAGUCAAGCUGAUGAAUGAAUCUCAAAAGGGAGUGACUGGGGUUCUCCCCCCUCCUGAAGUAUACAUCGUUGACCUCAUGUUCCAACCAGGUAGACUGAUCAAGAUAAGAAGUAGAGAAGCAGAUCUUUACCGAUUUCUCUAAACUAUCAAAUGAACACAAAAGAAGUUCAAACAAGAAAUUUAUUCUAUACCUUUUCAAUGAAGGUCACCCAUUAAUUUUUUCUUUAAAUAAAAGUAUUAGAAAUGUUUUCUCUAUGUCAAAAUGAGGACACUUGGGUUGACUUGGUUGUGCUUCUCACAUCAGUCUUUCGGCAAAAGUUUGGUCUGAUUAGAUCAUAUUAUGUGAUAAGAUGGGGGGAUUGUAAAGGUGGCACUAAAUCUUCUAUUUUUAGAUUUGGACCUCUGGUGUAAUUCGAUUUAACAAGUGUAAUUUAGCUUGGAGCUUUUUGAAAGCUUUCUUUGUCCCCUUUCUGCCAAAAUUUAAUGACUCUGUUUACUGAGCAUACCAUUUUUGAUGUUUCUAUUUUCUUUGGCCUUGCAUGCCUGGUCCAUGACUUAGGAGGGGUUUUUGUAUCUGUAUCCUGACUUCAACUUAAAUUUAUAUAACAUAUGCAAAGGUUGUGAUAACCAGUUUAAACUGCACCUUCCCCCACUCCAAUGACAAAGGUGAACACAAUAGAAGAUUCCACUACAGGCUGAAGCAAUUUACAUCCUGAUUAGGGGCAGUAGUCUUCAGCAGACUCUGCCCAGCUGACGCUCCUCUUUAAUAAAUCUUCCUUCUGCAUUUCUACCUGGCUUGUGAAUUCUUUCACAACCCGUGAGCGAGCAAGCGAGGAGCCACAACAUUAUGUUGAUUUUUCCUCAUGAAAAGCUUAUUAUUGUCAAAAUUAAUCCACCCCACUGUUUACUAAGGAGCCUCUCUGCCCUUUGGGAAUCUUGUGUAAAACCACCUAGCUGGUGUUUCCAGAUAAUUCCAUGACCUUAUGAUUGUCAUUCUUCAUGGCCAGAAUACUUCAGGAAAAACAUGGUUAAAGAAAUUCAAUGGUUUUUAAUGUCUUCAGUCACCUUUUCUCAAUUAUCAGUAGUUUGAAUAUUUAUAGAUCUAUUUUAGUAUUACAGAUUCCAAAAAAUACUUGUUCACAUUUUAAAAAACUUAUUAAGAACACUGUUUUACUUCACUGAACUAUAAAUAUUUCUAAAAACUAUUUCUAUAAACUGUAUUUGUCCUGUCUAUAUUGACUUGGAAAUAUACCUUCAGUUAAAAACAAUUGUUUUGCAUUUACACAUUUUAA